UGAAAAAAAAAUUCAUGGUUACUAUAGUUAACUAUAGUUCGCGAAAAUACUAUAGUUCGCCAUAGUAUUUUUCCGUACGGGAUGUUAUUUUCCAGUGAACCAAUUUUUACAUUUCCACCUCAACAAAACAGCAAUUUUGCUCAAAUAUCACUACAGUUCAUCGCUAUGUUUUACAUGCGCACAUUGCGUAUAAGGAAGAAACGAAUUUGCAAUAAUUUUUUUAUCACGACAUUUCAUUGAGUGUCCAAUUACAUACAUUUUCAUUAGUCAUGCUACCUAGUUAGGCAUGUUUACUUUGAUGCUUCAUGAACCAACAAAUUAUUUUUCAUACGUGCUCGGGAUACAUUCUUGAUUCUUUCCUGAAUUUAUUUCGUUAACAGGUGUAGUACGAGUAUGUACGAGUAGUUGCGUUUAAAAUGCCGAUCGUAUAUUUUGGAGAAUCGACCAGCACAGUUUGCGUGGUAGUUCUUUCUUUUCUCGUGAUCGUAAACUUCUACGACUUGCUUGUUUCCUCGUUGAACGAUGAAAAUCACACGAAUAGACUACUUUCAAGCGACGAUUUCGAAAUGGAAAAAUUACUCAUCCUACUCCAAACCAUUUUAUCCAUAUUUGCAAUCUCGCUCCAUAAGCAAUACACCUCUUUUGCGAUGAACUUGAUAAAAAUUUGGAUUUCUGGACUACUCAUGGUGACAUUAUUUUUUGACAUGACAUACGCUGCCACAACUGCUGUUUAUUUACUCUUCCAACGAUUAGAUAAAUCAGAGGAAAAAUCAAACGCGAAUAAGGAAGUUGAACCGACUCCCCUGCCAGACGUUUCUUGUAUGAUUUUUUUCGCAGAAGCUGUAUUAUUUCUUUAUCUUGUUUUCAAGCUUUACGCCUUCAUUAUUAUGUUCCAUUACGUGGGUACUUUUGCCCACAAGAUAGGGAUACUGGAUUCGUAUACGAACGGUGAAUCGUAUCUCAUAAAUGAAAACGAUAUCGAAAGAAAUACGUCGGAACUACCUGCACCUCCACCUAAAUAUGAACAAUGCGUAGUACAGGACCAAUCUGUACAACCACCUCCUUACAAUAUGGUUUGCAAGUACUGAAAAUUGGAUUUCAAAACUCAAACCAAGUUCGCCAUGCGAUUCGACCGACGAUGUAAUAAUUAUUUUGUAUAGUUUUUUGUAACAUUCGUAAUUUUAAUAAUACACUUGAAUUUUCGUAUUUUCAAUAAUGUGACCACUCGUUACAAUUUUUUACGCGUAACUGACCACGACAAUCAUUCCAAAUGUUUCACUAUCGUGGUCACUUCUGUUUUACAGGAGGUUGUAUUAAUUGCUCUAGCGUAUCUGAUGAUGUCUUUCAGGGUCUUGUAAGUUGAGUUGACUGGUGAGUUGGUUAUAUAAUCAACGUUUUCUUCCUCUAGAUAUUUUCCUAGGUAUCUUCCUUUGAACUAAUGGCAUGAACACAACUCGAUUUUUAGCUGCCCAACUUCAUAUUCACGUCUUCUGGAGCAAAUUCAAAAUUUUGGAGAAAUUGAAAAUCGCGCUGGAGGCUCCAGAAUGCCUGGUAAUGGCAAAAUUCGCUAAUUCUGGACAAAAUACAGCAAUUCGCACAAAUUUCAAAAAAUUCCUCGCACGUGGGAAAUUUUUGAUUUUUGACCAUUUUCCUUAUGUAAAAAUUUGUUCAAAACCCAUUCUUGAGGUAUCCCCUCCAGAAUCGGCUCAAAUGUGGAUAAACUCGUUAAACAGGUCGAGUAUAACACACAACUCGAUUUUUAGCUGCCCAACUUCAUAUUCACGCCUUCUGGAACAUAUUCAAAAUUCUGGAUAAAUUGAAAAAUUGCGCUGGAGGCUCCAGAAUGUCUGGAAACGAUAAAAUUUGGAUUUGGAGAAUUAAUAUCAGUUUUAGGACUUAUUUUGAUCAUUUUUACUGAUCGAUUACGUACUUAAAAAAAAAACGCAUAGAUCAUCAAAAACAGUCGAUUUUGAAUUUUCAAACGUUCGCCAAAAAUCGAAAAAUGAAGUUGGGCAGUUGAAAAUUUGAUGUUGGGGGAUUUAGACUAUGCUUUUCCCAAAAAUCGCGGUCCCGUUCAAAUCGGAGGCGGACACCUCAAGAGGUUCUCUGUCAGGUUUUUCCCACGAUGUUGUCGUAUGAAAAUUCUGAUCCACGUGAGCUUGCACAAGGGACUUCUUUCAUUUUCCCAUUCAAUUGAAUUUUUUAUGUUACAUCUUUCCAGGAUAAUUCAAAUUUUCAUCGAAAAUAAAGAAUUUGAAUAAUCUUUGAAAAAUAUAAUACGAGAAAUUAUGUUGAACGGGAAAAUAAAACGUGCUCCUUGGUUGCGCGCGUGAGUCAAAAUUUUCUCACGACAACGCCGUGGGAAAAACCUGAGCGUCGGAGUAGCGGUUUUUGAAAAUUUGAAAAUUCAAAAUUUUAAUGAGGGAGCGAAACUCAAAACUGGCAGCUAAAAUUUUAGUGCUGUGGUACUUAGGGCCAAGGACUGGGCUAUUACUGAGACCCCUUUCCAUCCAAAUCCUUGGCAGACACUUCAUGAGGUUCCUAGUUAGAUAUGGACCCAAUAGCGUGUCUAAUUGUUUACACUCUUGAAAUAUUGUAACUUUGUAAUCUUUUCACCCGGAAUUUUUUUUAAGGAACCCAUUCAUUCAAUAAUAUGCCAUCUAGGAAUUUUAAAAAACCAAGGACAGGGAAAUUUUACCACUCUUAUUUUUAGUCAUACGAGUAGAAUUCGGCAAGAAUACUAACGAGCACCUAUAUGAUUAGAGACUUUAGUUCUUCGUAAAUUGAUUAGUAACUUCAUGCCCACGUAUGAUUAAAUUACUCGUAAGUACAAAUACGUCUCAAAUUUAUUUCGUUGACAGGUGUCAAUAUUAUAGUAUGUACCUAGACAUUGUUGUGUUCAAAAAUGUGCAUCGUAUAUUUUUAUCGAUCCAUUACCGUCUACGUUAUAAUUCUUCCUCUAAUUCUGAUCGUAAACACGUGCAACUUGAUAUUAGCCCCAUUUAUUUAUGAUAACUAUUUGAAAGAAAUAUUUGUAUUAUUCCGCGAAGAAUUAAACACGGAAGAAUUCUUCAUUCGACUGCAAACAAUUUUAUCUGUAUUUUUAAUCAUACUCUACAAAAAAUAUACUUCAUCGUGGAUUAAUUCGAUCAAAUUUUGGAUUUUUGUAUCACUUCUGGGGACGCUGUUUUUUGAAACGAUCUUAAUAACUAUUACAAUCGUUCUUUGUUCACUCCGCGAAGAUAUUGUAAUGAAACCAUCUGACCAAGUCAAACUUGUAGGAGCCAUAUUCUUACUCUUAUAUUUUGUUUCCAAGUUUUACGUCACUGUUACUUUAUUUAAUUAUGGGAGCAUUUUUGACCAAAGGACAGGAGCAUUGGUAGACUCGGAUUACACACCUACAAAUGAUAACGAUAUCGAAGUGUAUGAAUCUCCUCCGCGUACACCUCCUCCUCAAUACGAGCAAUGUGUAUUAGAAUUUCCACCGCCACCCUCUUACAACGAUAUUUACAUAUAUGUUGAAAGUGUUUUUUGACGGAAAUUUUUAUUUAAAAUUUAAACCUCGAGUUAUCCAGAAUUUCAUUUUAUAGUUUAGUGGCCCAUGUUUUUUUAAUACAAUGAUUUUGAA
Messenger RNA from Planococcus citri (citrus mealybug), 3628 nucleotides. RefSeq lists its product as uncharacterized. The record is from RefSeq and is a predicted model, not a curated record. Lineage: Eukaryota; Metazoa; Arthropoda; Insecta; Hemiptera; Pseudococcidae. The transcript is spliced from 7 exons. Bases 2906 to 3535 code for a protein of 209 amino acids.